AUGGUCACAAAAUUCUGCCUUCUUCUUCCACUAAUCAUCCUAACAAUAUUAACUUUCAACUCUUCUGCAAAUGCUCAAGUGUCUGAGGUAACAAGUUCUAAUCAAGCUCUUCUCUAUGCUUCACCACCACCACCAAAUGGAUGUCCCUAUUCAUGCCUUCCUCCACCCACCCCUACCGACUGCCCACCACCUUCAGGGCCAGUCAACUACCCUCCGCCAAUGGGCUAUUAUUUACCACCUGGUGGUGACAUUUUACCUCCACCAGUGUAUGUGUAUGGCCCUCCACCUCCUAAUCCAAUUUUACCUUACCUCCCAUUUUACUACAAGAAUCCACCACCGUCUGAUUACUCUUCGGCUGCAAGUCAUAAUGUGACGAGCAAGCGGAUGAAGAGCAAGUUGUUCCUACUACUUACACUACUACUUGUCUGGUGUCAGUAA
Messenger RNA from Solanum dulcamara, 438 nucleotides. RefSeq names its product extensin-like. The transcript has a single exon. Lineage: Eukaryota; Viridiplantae; Streptophyta; Magnoliopsida; Solanales; Solanaceae. Bases 1 to 438 code for a protein of 145 amino acids. The record is from RefSeq and is a predicted model, not a curated record.